CAAUCAUAAUACUUAUCCGCUAGAUGGCGCACGUGUUCCUCAGCACAUUUCUGUCGUCCCUUUUCAUGAAGCUCCACUUGACUACUGCAGUGUUCAGUCGGAUUGUCGGCCAAUUUUAUUAAUUUUUACUUGGACAUACUUUACCCUUUAUUUCUUCAAAAAUCUCUUAAAUUCAAAUAAUAAAUAAAUAAAAUUCUUAAUUGUGCAUAUAUACAAUUAUAUAACCUCAAGGAAACAUACUUAACGUUAAUCGUUCACCCAUAAUAAUAAACGUUUACAGGGUGCCAUAAUAGACAGAUCAGGUAGAUCACCCCGUGCAAAGAGCGCAUGGCUCGGUCUGUGAAAUAUUAUGUAACAAGACUCGCGCUGAAUGUACUGAAUGCGCGAGGGUUACUCGAUAGCGCCCAAACAUACGCACACAUGCGUUCUACACUAAUAAGGAGAAGUUGGAGGCACUUUGUACCCUGGUGACGCGCGUCAGCGUCCAAUGGCAAAGAGCGCCGCGAUAGGCGCAAACCAACACGGGCUGCCCAUCAUAUAUAAACUCUCGGCUGAGUUACUAGUGGGGUUUGAAGGCGGGUGAACUGUUUUAGACACUAUUGUACGAGAUUACCGCCUUGUUUUUCAUUAUUAUUCCGCCUGGCCUUUUGGGUUACGCAUUUAUAUUCUCACAGAUGUUUCAGUAUCAGCUCUGGCUGCACUGAAUAUCCACGUAAAAGCCGUUAAAUCGUCAUUUUUAAUCCAAACAGCCCCCCAAAAACGUUUAUCAUAACAGCGGAACUCACGAUGCCUUUGGAUCUGGGGAUGUACGAGAGCCGCGCGGAUUAUAAAUCCCCGAAACAAUGCCAAAAAUCCUCAUUUGCAUUUUAUCAGGCUGUACGGGACCUGUUGCCGGUGUGGGUCCUGGAGGACAUGCGGACAAUGGAGGUGUUUCAUUGGGAAGAUGACGGACAGGCGUGCGCGUACUCUCCGUCGGAGGCGUUUCUGUACGCGCUGGUACAUGAUCACCAGCAGUACGCGCGUUAUUUACUCAACAGGUUCUCCACCCGCGCUCUGGAGAUGCCCAGCAGAAGCUUCUGCUGCUGCCAGGCGUCCACCACACCGCACCUGGCCAUAGCCGUCCGCUACAACCGCAUCAACAUCCUGAAAAUGAUCAUGGCCACCAUUAAAGACCUCACAGACUGCGAGAAACGGAGCUACCUGAACCGUCACGGAUGCGUCCACACCGACGGCAGCAAAACCGCGCUGCAUCUCGCGUGUGAUCUGCUGCGUCCAGAGUGCUUGAUACUGUUGCUGGGUCACGGCGCGUGUCCUUACGCAACGGACCUGACAGGGAACACCCCCCUGGACUGCUUACUCAGCCAGAUCUGCCAGAGUGACUUUGACAUGCGGACGAAGCGCAUCUGCCUCGGUUACCUCAUUUUAUUCAUGCCCACAUUUCGCUUCCGGAUGAAGAGACAGUUGCAGGACAGUGGCGAUGUGUGGAGGGCGCUCAUAGGAGAGCAGGCCUUCCAGUGGCUUUCCGGUUCAUCGCCUCCUUCGCUGUUCGUUCAGGCCAUGCAGAAGCUCAGCCAGUCCAUUCCCACAGACCAGCUGGACUCACUGCCGGACUUUCUGAAACCCCUGGACUUCAGACUGGAUCAAGCUUAAUGGGCGCAACUGGAAAUCUAAUAAAGUACACUGUUUGACUCAAUAUUCAGGUUUUAGUGUAUGUGGAAAGCUCUGUAAAUAUGUGAAUAGUUUGGUGUUGUAUAGUCGCACUGUGAAAGACACUGUAAAAUUAUUAAAAUAUAUAAUUUUUG
Messenger RNA from Onychostoma macrolepis, 1802 nucleotides. RefSeq names its product ankyrin repeat domain 9 (gene ankrd9). NCBI's taxonomy places the organism in Eukaryota, Metazoa, Chordata, Actinopteri, Cypriniformes, Cyprinidae. The transcript has a single exon. The coding region runs from base 787 to 1650 and encodes 287 amino acids. Gene Ontology annotation, molecular function: protein binding. The record is from RefSeq and is a predicted model, not a curated record.